Cimex lectularius (bed bug) is the source of this 4775-nucleotide messenger RNA. RefSeq names its product ribosome biogenesis protein BMS1 homolog. Lineage: Eukaryota; Metazoa; Arthropoda; Insecta; Hemiptera; Cimicidae. The transcript is spliced from 19 exons. The record is from RefSeq and is a predicted model, not a curated record. Gene Ontology annotation, molecular function: GTPase activity; U3 snoRNA binding; GTP binding. The coding region runs from base 193 to 3654 and encodes 1153 amino acids. Gene Ontology annotation, cellular component: nucleus; 90S preribosome. Gene Ontology annotation, biological process: maturation of SSU-rRNA from tricistronic rRNA transcript (SSU-rRNA, 5.8S rRNA, LSU-rRNA); endonucleolytic cleavage of tricistronic rRNA transcript (SSU-rRNA, 5.8S rRNA, LSU-rRNA); ribosome biogenesis.
GUUAUAGGUAUGCGGCAGCUGUACCAUAACACGUGCUGUUAAGUCAAACCGUAUUUGCUAUUUGAAUAUUUUUAUUUUAAAUGAAUUAAAUGGUAGUUGUAAAUGACCGAUAUGAUUUUUAAUUUGCUUGUUAUAUAAACGGGUAUUUCGAGACGUUUUGUUUACGUGUAUCUAAUUUAUUUAAUUAGAAAAAUGAAUACGGGAGAUGAAACAUUCGAAACUUCUAACACGAAAAAACCUCACAGGGAGAGACAUGCAGGACGAAAAGCAGAGAAAAAGAAACACAAACUUGACCCAAGCAGUCAGUCUGACAAGCAGAAAAAUCCAAAAGCUUUUGCUGUCGGAUCUGCUGUACAGGCUGCAAGGAAAUUUAGAAGGACACAGGAUUUGAAACAACGGAAGGAACACAUUCCUGUGGUGGAUCGAACACCUCUUGAACCUCCACCCAUAUUAAUAGCGAUAGUUGGACCACCAAAGGUUGGGAAAAGUUUAUUAAUAAAGUCCUUAAUAAAAUCCUACACCCGACAGCCUCUUACAUCCAUGAAAGGGCCUGUGACUCUCGUAACUGGGAAGAAAAGAAGAAUUACAUUGAUAGAAUGCAACAAUGAUAUCAACUGUAUGGUUGAUAUAGCCAAAGUUGCUGACCUGGUUCUUUUACUCAUAGAUGCUUCAUUCGGCUUUGAAAUGGAGAUUUUUGAGUUUCUUAACAUCUGUCAGGUUCAUGGAAUGCCAAAAAUAAUGGGUGUCUUGACACAUUUGGACAUGAUAAAGCAAACAAAGAAACUACAGAAAGUGAAAAAGUUUCUGAAACAUAGGUUCUGGAAAGAGGUUUAUCCAGGGGCGAAACUGUUUUACCUGUCAAAUCUGAUGUAUGGAGCCUAUCUAAAAAAUGAGGUUAAAAACCUUGCCAGAUUCAUAUCUGUUAUGAAAUUUAGACCUCUUGUAUGGCAAACUUCUCAUCCUUACAUUCUAGCUGACAGAAUGGAAGAUACCACUCCACCUGAGUAUAUACAGUUGAACCCCAAAACAGACCGUACUGUCUGCUUUUAUGGGUAUAUGAGAGGCAUUCCAAUAAACAAAGAUAGCUUCAUCCAUAUACCAGGAAGUGGAGAUUAUUUGAUUAAUGAUAUAACAUUUCUUCCUGAUCCUUGCCCUUUACCAGAGCAUUUAAAAAAACGUAACUUACUCGAAAAAGAACGUGUUAUAUAUGCACCAUUUUCUGGAGUUGGUGGUAUUGUUUACGAUAAAGAUGCUGUGUACGUUGAAUUGCCUGGGACAGAAAUCACAGAGUCAAAACCCAAUAAUGAGUUAGUUACUAAUUUGAUGAAAACCAAAGAAUCAGUUGAUUACAAACUAGCCAGUAGCCGUGUUCAGCUUUUCUCAGGGGGUGAAGCCUUAACUGCAUCUGAGUUCCAACAAGAUAACAAGAGUGAGGUUCAAAUAAAUUCUCCUCGCCAAUAUGUAGUUAAAGAGGGUUCAGACGGAAGAAAGAGAAGAAAGGUGAUAUUUAAUUCUUCUGAUAAGAUAGAACAAGACGCUGAUGAAAAUGAGGAUUUAAUUGACACUAAUGAAGGAGAUAUAGAACAAAGGAAUCAGGAUUGGUCCGAAUGUUCAUCAUCAGAAGAAGAUGAAUCAACGGACAAUAAAAAAUCAAAUACUCAUUACCCUUGGUCACAAGGAAGAGACAGUUUGAUAAAUGAAAAUGAUUGUAAGGGCAGUGAUGAUGAGGAUGAUGAUAACAAUGCUGAGGUGAAUGAUAGUGAAGAAGAAGAUUUGAGUGGUGAUAACAGCGAUGUGGAAACAGAGGAUGACGACCAAAGUCUAGAUAAUACAGAUUUGAAAUGGAAGAGUAAUUUAGCAGAAAAAGCAGCUAAAACAUUUUUUGAUGGAAACUCAAAAAUAAAUUUAUGGAAGCUAGUUUAUUGUGAGGAUAUUUAUAAAAAUGAAGGGAAAAAAGAGGAUGAAAACGUGAUAGGAGAAUUGUUCAAGAUUGUAAAAAAAGAUAAUGAAAAGAUAGAGGAGAAACAUGUACUUGAUGGGCUUGAUUGUUCUAAACAUCCUAUUUUGUCACCUAAAGACUGGGACGUUGAUAUGGUUUCAGAGUCAAUAAGGCAUUGCUUUGUAACGGGAAAAUGGAAAGAUGAUGCUGAUGAGUUACUGAAACUGGACGACUUAAGUUCAAAGGAUGAAGAUGUUUUUGGUGACUUUGAAGACUUAGAAACUGGAGAAAAAUUUAAAGGAGAGGAACAACAGCUGAGCAAAGAACAAUUACUAGAGAAGAAAACAAAAUUGAAAGAAAAAUUUAAUGAACAGUAUGACACUAAGGAUUUCAGUGAAGAUUAUUUUGAAGAAUUGAAAAUGCAAGCGAAUCGACAAGCUGAGUUGAACAGAAGGCAAUUUGAAGACAUAGAUGAUGCUAUAAGAGUACAAAUUGAAGGGUUUAGAGCAGGCAUGUAUGUAAGAAUAGAAAUAAAAAAUAUGCCAUGUGAAAUGGUAGACAAUUUUGAUCCAACCUAUCCAGUCGUCCUAGGUGGGUUACAACCUGGUGAACAAAACGUUGGAUAUGUCAAGGUACUUCUGAAGAAGCACAGAUGGUAUAACAGAAUUCUGAAAACAAAAGAUCCUAUGAUUAUUUCAAUGGGGUGGAGAAGAUUUCAGACGAUCGCAGUUUUUUCAAAACAAGAGGAUAAUUUUAGGCACAGGAUGUUAAAAUACACUCCGGAGCAUGUUGCAUGCAUGGCUCAUUUUUGGGGGCCGAUAACACGAGCAAGCACUGGUUUUCUUGCCCUUUUGAGUGCUGGUCUUGCCGAGGUGGAACCUGGUUUUAGAAUAGUAGCAACUGGAUCAGUAGUAGAUACUAAUCAAUCUACAGUCGUAACUAAAAAGUUGAAACUGACAGGGACACCAAUGAAAAUUUAUAAAAAAACUGCCUUUAUUAACGGUAUGUUCAACUCCACCCUCGAAGUUGCUAAGUUUGAAGGAGCUAAGAUUAAAACAGUAUCAGGGAUCAGGGGGCAGAUAAAAAAGCCCCUCACCAAACCUGAAGGUGCUUUUAGAGCGACAUUUGAAGACAAAAUUCGUCUUAGUGAUAUUGUUUUUUGUCGAACAUGGUACCAAGUUGAAGUUCCUAAAUUGUAUGUCCCAAUCACUUCUCUUCUUUUACCCAUCUCUGAAAAGAAUACUUGGAAGGGCAUGCGGACAUUGGGAAUGCUUAAACGUGAAAAAGGAAUUAGGAACCAGGCAGAGAUAGACAGCAUGUAUACGGAGAUAACACGAGUGGAAAAAACUCCCCGUCCUCUGGCCAUACCGAGGGCUCUGGAGAAAGAAUUGCCGUAUAAGUACAAGACUAAAGUUCAAGUGAAAAAUACACCAGGAGUACCGUUUAUGAACAAAGUUAAGAAGGUGGUUGUCAGGGAUGAUCACGAAGCCAGAGUCGCUUCACUUAUUAAGAAACUCUCUGUUAACUAUGAUGUGAAAAAGGAGAAGCUUAAACAGGAUAUGAAACAGAGGAUGAUUGAAUUUAAAAAGUCCAAGCAAAACCUUGAAAUGAGAAAACAAAAGAAGCAUAGAGAAAUUAAAAAAGCCGUAUACAGAACAUUGAGCAAACUGGAAACUAAAAAAACAACAAAAACACCAAAAUCAAAGAAAAAAUAAUUAUUAAACAGGAUAUAAUUUCCACACCUCUCCAGACUGAGGCUGCAGUGACCCAAGGCUUCCAGAGAGGUGUGCACCACCAACCCCCCCCCCUGCCAACGCACUGCAAUAAUCAAUUCCUCCCAUACUCAGCUGGCUAGAAUAAUGUAACUUUUGUGCAAUAAUCCAGUGACUUGUAAGAAGGGGAACAGCUUGUCUAAAUUUGAGAGUUGGUCCUCAAGAAUCAAUGACAAUUUGCUGGCCAGGCGGUGUAAUAAUAUACUAUUUUGGGCAAAGUACUAGGGUUAAAGCUGCUUAAAUUAUUUAUACAAAAAAUUAAGUUUAUUAAUCCAGUCUCACAGAAUUCUAUUAGUCUAUUUGUAGUCUUUCGACAGAUACCCAGAAUUUCCCAAAACCUAUCCGGUAAAUCGUAUUUGACUCGUAGAGGUGCAUAUUUUCUACAGAACACAAGCAAAUGUUUUACAGUUACUACCUCUCUUCAUGUCAAUUAUUGAGGUGGUUCCCUCGCCAUUAGGUGCCCAUGUGUAAUCCUACAAUGUCAGAUUCACAACCUAGCAAGUACUGUUUCUUCCUUUCUUUCUUUUUACAUUGCUGUUUUCCAUUGUCCAGUAUUAGCUUUGAUUUCUCUCAAUUUGUUCUCCUUUGUGUUGUACCAGAUUUCUUGCCAGCUAUUUCCUACAGUUUCUUUUAAAUGAUUAGUAAUAUUCUCAUGGGGAACUUUUUCUAUUGGAAGUCCUUCUUUAUCGCCCAUUUUGGCACCACUAACAGUCUGUUCAUUUUUGACUAUGCCACUGUGCCCAGUACCCAUAAAAAGCUUACCUCCAUUACUUUAGACAAUUUUCUUAUAGCUAUUAAAAUUUCUUGAAUUAUUGGACUGAUUGUGAAAAGGUCACUAAGAGAAAGAAGAGCACUGAGAGAAUCAAAACAGAUUACUACCUUGUAAGUACAUAGGAGAAAAAUGCUGAAGGCUUUAUAUUAGCAACUCUGCAGUAAAGUUACUGCAGAGGAGACAAUGAAAACGUUAUUUUUUAUUAUAAAGGCAAAUAAUGUAUUUUAAAUGUAAUGAUAUAAGUUAAUAGUCAUGGUUAACUAAAAGUAACUUAUGUAUGAUGACCCCUGCA